AUGAUUGAGAGAGGACAAACAGUUUACACAAACUUCUAUUAGAUUCAGAUCAACCCAAAUAGCCAUAUCUAUAGAUAUCAAGUAAUAUAUACAUCUCUAUUCUCUCUCUUAUAGUUAUCAUUUUAACCAUUCUUAUCUCCAGAAUAACAAAUAUCUAAAUGGAGAGAAAUAUUCAAGAUUGCUAAGUCAGGUCUUCAAGAGAACCUAAAAGUCUUCAUUACUAAUAACUAAAUUCUCUAUUCCCCAAUUAGAGCUUAAACAAUGGGACUACUUCUUGGAGUAUAUGAAGAAGAAGGAACUAGUCAUUCAAUUUCUAUUGAAGAGAAAGCUGUUCUAAAACCAGGAGAACCUGAAUACACAGGGUUAAUAGGAAGAUUCUUUAAAAUGUUAUUAAAACAAUAAAAAUUGUUAUAAAUUGGUAGAAAGUACUUUAACACCAAAAAUUUAAUUAAUUUUGAUUAAUUUGGAUUGAAAGUAUAUAUUUAAUUUAAUGAUCUUAAGGUUUUACCUGGAGUGACAUGUAGUUUAAUAAAAUAGGAAGAAUAAGGAAAAUAUUACAUUAAUAUAGACUCUUCAUUUAAAAUGUUAAGAAGCACUACUAUGUAUGAGGAAUUAAGAAACUCAAGAGAUUUUUCUUAAUUGGAAGGAGCCAUAGUGAUGACAGUCUAUAAUUACAAAUUCUAUAAAGUGAAUAAAGUAAGUAGGGAAAUGAAUCCAAAGAGUGAAUUUGAAAAUUUGAAAGGAGAAAAGAUGAGUUACAUGCAAUAUUACUAAGAUAAGUAAGAAUAGAAUAAUAACACAUAAAAGAUACAAGAUUGCCAUAAAAGACGUAACUUAACCAUUGAUAGAAGUCUUAGAGAAAUCUAGAAAGAAACAAGAAGAGAAGAUUAUCUAUUUAAUACCAGAAUUAUGUGUAAUGACAGGAUUAUCAAAUGAAAUGAGAAAUAAUUUUUAGACUAUGAAAUAAUUAUCCACUGUUACUAAACCAAGAGGAGUAGAUAGAGUGAAAUAAGCAGAUCAAUUUAUUUAGUGUUUUCAUAAUAAAGAGAGUGAAGAAUUAAUAAAGAAAUGGAAUAUUUAAUUAGAACCAAAAUGUUUAUAGAUUUAAAGUUCUAAAAUCAAACCAGGAAAUAUUAUGAUGGGGAAUAACACAUCUAUAAAUAUAGAAACAGGUAAUUUAGAUAGAGAUACUCAGACAGCUAUGUUAAGAGGAGUAGGUUUAGAGAAUUGGGGAAUAUUAUAUAGUGAUAGAGAUAGUAGAUAAGCUGAAGAUUUUAUGAAUUGUUUGAGAGAGAGUAUUGAAUAUUGUAAAUUUUAAUGUAAAGCUCCUCGUACUUUUGUACUUCAUUCAAAUAGAAUUGAAGAUUGGAUUAAAUAAAUAGAUUUAAUUGUAUAAUAAUCAUAAGGACCAUAAAAAGUAACCUUGUUAUUAUUAAUAUUAAAUGGUCCAAAGAAGAAUGCUCCACUUUAUACAGAUAUCAAAAGAUAUUUAAUUAAUGAUUGUCCAAUAGCUUCAUAAGUUAUAUUGAGUUCCACUUUAAAUUAACCUAAAGGAAAAGUUAAAACUAUUUGUAAUAAAUUAUUGGUUCAAAUUUGUGCUAAAGUUGGAGGAACACCUUGGGGAGUAUCAGAAUUACCAUUUACUGAUUAACCAACUAUGAUUUGUGGAAUGGAUGUAUAUCAUUCUACUGGAAAAGCAAAAAAAUCUAUGUUAUCAUUUGUAUCAACAGAAGAUGAAUUCUUUAGUAAAUACAUGACUUAAUCAAUUGAAAUGGAAACUGGAGUAGAAUUUUCAUUUAGUUUAUGUCCAGU
Paramecium pentaurelia is the source of this 1812-nucleotide messenger RNA. The record is from the annotation of a GenBank genome assembly. NCBI's taxonomy places the organism in Eukaryota, Ciliophora, Oligohymenophorea, Peniculida, Parameciidae.